UUUCUUUUGUCCGGGAACGCGUUUUGGUAUUAAAAAUCGGGUUCGUUUUCCUUUCCCCAACUUACAACGUGAAAACUAUUUGUGACUGUUGUGAAACUUUUCAUUGAAAAUGGGCAUAUUAGAACGAAUAGCGGAAAUCGAGUCAGAGAUGGCUCGUACCCAGAAAAACAAAGCAACAAGUGGACAUCUGGGUCUUCUUAAAGCUCGACUGGCCAAACUCAGAAGAGAACUCAUUGAACCCAAAGGUGGAGGUGGGGGUGGGGGUGAAGGCUUUGAUGUGGCAAAAACAGGAGAUGCUCGUAUUGGGUUUGUAGGUUUUCCCUCAGUUGGAAAGUCCACGUUACUGAGUAAUCUUGCUGGGGUGUACUCAGAAGUGGCUGCCUAUGAAUUUACCACCCUCACAACUGUCCCAGGUGUUAUACGAUAUAAAGGGGCAAAAAUUCAGUUGCUGGAUCUUCCAGGUAUUAUUGAAGGAGCCAAAGACGGCAAAGGUCGUGGAAAGCAAGUUAUUGCUGUUGCCAGGACUUGCUCCUUGAUCUUCAUCGUAUUGGAUGUCCUGAAACCUCUACAACACAAGAAGCUGAUCGAGCACGAGUUGGAGGGGUUCGGAAUCAGACUCAACAAAUCUCCACCAAAUAUUGGGUUUCGGAGAAAAGAGAAGGGAGGGAUCAAUUUGCAGACCCUGGUGACCCAGUCUGAGUUGGACAUGGAUUUGGUGAAGACGAUUCUAGGAGAGUACAAGAUUCACAACGCUGACAUCGUACUGCGAUCAGACUGCACCGCGGAGGAAUUAAUUGACGUGGUGGAAGGAAACCGAGUGUAUAUUCCCUGCAUCUACAUUCUAAAUAAGAUAGAUCAGAUCUCUAUAGAGGAGCUGGACAUUAUCUAUAAAGUACCUCACUGUGUGCCCAUCUCAGCCCAUCACAAGUGGAACUUUGACGACUUACUGGACAAAAUGUGGGAGUAUCUGGGACUGGUUAGAAUAUACACCAAGCCAAAGGGCCAGCUGCCUGACUAUACAGCACCAGUGGUUGUCAAAAGAGAUAAGUGUACGGUGGAAGAUUUCUGUAACAAACUGCACAGAUCCCUCAUCAAAGAGUUCAAAUAUGCCUUAGUUUGGGGUUCCUCUGUAAAACACCAGCCCCAGAAAGUAGGAAAAGAGCACACACUAGCUGACGAGGAUGUGGUUCAAGUUGUCAAAAAGGUGUGAUGUAAAAACUAUCCAUAAGUGGAAUUAUUUUGAUGCCAAGAUUCCAGCAUUGUUGACUCUUACAUCUCUUGCAAUAUGACCCUUACAGGAAUCAAGUGACAUGAACAGUUUACAAACUUCUUGUUGAUAAGCUAAAUAAGACAGUUAAUACUUUAUUUCUUUCUAGUUCUAUCAUCUGUAGGUGAUAAAAGAAGGAUC
This is a messenger RNA of Saccostrea cuccullata (small rock oyster), 1408 nucleotides long. Its product is annotated as developmentally-regulated GTP-binding protein 1. Gene Ontology annotation, biological process: cytoplasmic translation. Gene Ontology annotation, cellular component: cytoplasm. NCBI's taxonomy places the organism in Eukaryota, Metazoa, Mollusca, Bivalvia, Ostreida, Ostreidae. The coding region runs from base 110 to 1210 and encodes 366 amino acids. The transcript is spliced from 10 exons. Gene Ontology annotation, molecular function: GTP binding; GTPase activity. The record is from RefSeq and is a predicted model, not a curated record.